Pyrenophora tritici-repentis Pt-1C-BFP is the source of this 1392-nucleotide messenger RNA. The record is from RefSeq and is a predicted model, not a curated record. NCBI's taxonomy places the organism in Eukaryota, Fungi, Ascomycota, Dothideomycetes, Pleosporales, Pleosporaceae.
AUGGGCAACGCGAUUGUGCAGGAGCGGUUCGACGUGUUGCAGGGGGUGAGCAUCAACAUGGACAUGGCGAGCUUGUUCCUGAUGUCGUCGGCGCUGGCUACAGUCGACGACAAGCCGCUCAGCGACGCGAAGCUCGCGGGGCGAUAUCUCAAGUACGACCUAGGCCGCACGUUCGACCCGUACCGGCAGCUGUGCACCAACAUGUACCGCACCAGGGAUGGGCGCUUCUUCCACCUACACGGCAGCAUGAAUCCCGACGCGUCGCUGGCCAUGGUGGGCAUGGCACGUGAGAGCGCAUUCACGACGUCUGAGGACAUGAUGGAGGCGUAUGCGCACAAAGUCGCACGCUUCGACGCCGAGUGGUUAGACGUCGAGGCCAACGAGCACUGGCGCCAGGCCGGCGGCGUGUGUGUGCGGGCAGAUGAAUAUGCGGCGAGUGCGCAGGCCAAGGCCAUCCGCGACGACGGUCUCUACACGCUGCACACAUUUGACACGGACGAGCUGCCCGCGGUGCCCUAUCCCAGCGUAGACACAGGCAGACGCCGCCCGCUUGAGGGCCUGCGGUUGCUGGACCUGUCACGUGUCAUCGCGACGCCCACGAUCGCGAAGCUGGCCGCCCUCUUUGGCGCCACCGUCAUCCGCGUCUCUUGCCCAACACAACCAGACAUGGGCCCGCUGCUGAUUGACGGCAAUCUGGGCAAGCUCGACGUCUCGCUGGACCUCAAGACAGCCCACGGCCGCGCGACACUGCGACGCCUGUUGGACGACGCCGACAUGAUCCUCGACGGCUAUCGCCCCGGCGCCCUGGAGCGGCUGGGCUUUGGCGACGCCUAUGUCCGCGCUGUGGCUCGUCGCCGUGGUCGGGGCAUCGUCGUGGUGCGCGAGAACUGCUACGGAUGGCACGGGCCCCUGGCAUCACGUGCGGGCUGGCAGCAGAUCUCCGACUGCGUCACGGGCGUCGCCUGGGCCAUGGGCGACUUCAUGGGCUUGUCGGAGCCCGUGGUGCCGCCGCUGCCCAAUUCCGACUAUCAAAAUCGGCCUCGCUGGCAUCCUCGCCGCCGUCGACAAGCGCGCGACCCGUGGCGGCAGCUACCGUGUCGACGUCUCGCUGAACCACUGAGCCUGCGCCAGCUGCAUCCCAACUUUGCGCCGCGCCACUUUGACCACAUGGGCACGCUCGUCGGGAAGUACAUGCGCUCCGCCCGCGAGACCACUGCCCAGCUGUUCAAGCAUGCUUACUUUGAUACAAUAGAGAGCGACUUCCAUGCCCCCGACGGACGGCUGGAGACGCUGACCUUCUUGUCCUCGCCCGCCACCUUUGACGUUACCCGACUGGGCUACGACGUGGGCAGCUGCUUUCCCGGUGCCUAUCCACCCGAGUGGCCUAGAUAG